AUGGAGGACCAAAAAAUCCAAGAAGCGAGAGAAACUAUGGAUGUGAAGCAUUUGUGCAAAGUUCUUUACGAAAUUUCCACAUUACUGAACACGGGCUUAGACCGGGAGACACUUUCGUUAUGUUUAAAUUUAUGCGAAAAUGGUGUAAAUCCUGAAGCUUUGGCAGCCGUGAUAAAAGAACUUCGAAGGGAAAGUGCAUCGAUGAAGCUCUCUGAGACCAAUCCCGCCGUUACAGCCUCAGGGUCUAAUGGUAACACUGGCGGUGGCGGCAGUACAACAGCUUCGCUGUCGGGCGGUUAA
Messenger RNA from Acaulospora morrowiae, 300 nucleotides. The record is from the annotation of a GenBank genome assembly. NCBI's taxonomy places the organism in Eukaryota, Fungi, Glomeromycota, Glomeromycetes, Diversisporales, Acaulosporaceae.